CAUUUUUAUGCCGAAUCAAAGUCGCUAACUUCGGAAUAAAUUAACAUAGCGAGGAUUUUUACUUCGCGACUCGAACUUAUAAUACGAUGGAUUGUUUGAUAUAACAUCGGUUUCUUAUGUAUCGUGCGGCUCGAGCACGCCCAGGCCUUCGAUGGCCUAGACAUCAGUUACGAUUCUCACAAAGAUCUUAUGUAACCGAUGUCGAUGUAGAUAAGGCAAGGCAAUAUUGUGUCGCACAGCUGAGACAGUCCGACUACGAUUCUUAUUUAAUUCGAAAUAUUCUGCCUAAACAGAGACAGGAUGCUUAUGAUGCGUUACGAGCUUUUAAUCUUGAGCUGGUUCGGCUUCCGGAGCUUGUAUCAAACCCCACCAUUGGUCUAAUGAGGAUGCAAUUCUGGCGGGAUGCUGUUAAAAACACAUUUGCCGGCAAGCCUCCAAAAGAACCCAUUAUGAUCUUACUGCAUAAGGUUAUCUCGGAGCUCACUGAGAUGGGCGGCAUGCCAAGCUCUAUCAAGUUCUGGUUACUGCGCCUGAUCAAUACUCGGGAACAGUAUAUGGAUAACAAACCGUUCACCAGUCUAGCUUCAUUAGAGGAGUACGCAGAGAAUACAUACUCAACCCUCAUGUAUUCAAAUCUAGCAGCACUCUCUAUCAAUUCCAUGCAUAUGGACCAUUUAGCUAGUCAUAUUGGGAAAGCAUGUGGUAUUGUGGCUAUCCUUCGAGGUGUCCCGGUUUUAGCAGCCCCCUCGCCGCCUGUUAAAUCACCCUAUGGAGCUAGUGUAGGCAGUGGUAGGAACCCAGUCCUAUUACUACCGCUAGAUGUCAUGGCGGAGACGGGUCUAAAAGAGGAAGAUGUCUACCGACAUGGCCCUCGUGCGGAUGGUUUCCAAGAUGCCGUCUUCAAAGUCGCGACCCGGGCUAAUGAUCACUUAAUCACUGCAAGAGAGAUGUUGAAAAACCUCCGCGCAGGGCAAAGCCCCGGCCACGAAUACGAACACCACGGCGAAGAGCGACACGAAUAUCCGUUAGCGACUCACGGAGACGAUGAUACUAAACGAGAUCUCCAACGAGGAUUCAACGUCAUGCUAGAAGGUAUCCCAGCUAGUGAUUACCUGACGCGGCUUGAAGCCCAGAACUUCGAUCCAUUUACAGUGAGCAGCAGCUGGAAGCUCCCGUGGCGGUUAUGGAGAGCAAUAAAGACGAGACAAAUUUAAUUCAUUGCGGUACAUAUCUAACUUGUAUGAAUAAUAUGAUCAAUUGCUUGUAAGCGCUCUCCUGUAUUUAUAGUCAAACUCAUGGUGUGUUCCGCGGCUCUAACCUAUGUAGCCUACCAGUAUUCCCCAGUUUCUAUAACAGACUAGGUUAGACUACUAAAUAAAUCCCCAUAAGCAGCUGCCGUAUGGCGUAUAU
Messenger RNA from Daldinia loculata, 1410 nucleotides. RefSeq names its product Squalene/phytoene synthase. Bases 117 to 1214 code for a protein of 365 amino acids. The transcript is spliced from 2 exons. Gene Ontology annotation, biological process: biosynthetic process; mitochondrial respiratory chain complex I assembly. The record is from RefSeq and is a predicted model, not a curated record. Gene Ontology annotation, cellular component: mitochondrion. NCBI's taxonomy places the organism in Eukaryota, Fungi, Ascomycota, Sordariomycetes, Xylariales, Hypoxylaceae.